Molecule: messenger RNA, 2723 nt
Organism: Prunus dulcis (almond)
Lineage: Eukaryota; Viridiplantae; Streptophyta; Magnoliopsida; Rosales; Rosaceae
Exons: 12
Coding region: 25-2409 (794 amino acids)
Biological process (GO): 7-methylguanosine cap hypermethylation; 7-methylguanosine RNA capping
Cellular component (GO): nucleus
Molecular function (GO): RNA cap trimethylguanosine synthase activity; protein binding
Source: RefSeq, a predicted model, not a curated record
GUAAUUUGAAGCUGUUCUGCGGCCAUGGUGACUAUGGUAGAACUUGAAGAGCAAGGUCCUGCCAUGACAGCUCUCGGCUCUCUCUUGAAGCUCACCGAAGUCUUUCUCUGGGACGAUGGUUUGAAGGAGACGAAAGACAGGUCCUUUUCCAUGGGACAAACUAAACCAGCUCGCGAUGGUAGUGGUGAAGGCUCAAACCUUCUGGAUUCAGAGUGUGGAACUUUGCCAGAGGAUAUGGAGCUUACUAAACAGAUGAAUGCAUUGGGGCUUCCAGUCUCAUUCCUCACAAAUAAGGAAAAGAGGAACAGAAAGGCGGAAGGCAAAAAAAAGGGUAUGCGCUUGAAGCAUCCAGUCACUUCCCAAGGCUAUGUGGUGGAAGCACUGGAGUCCUCCAAAGUGAGUGUGGGGAAGAUUGUAUCUCCCGUUAAUUUUGAUGGUAACACAGGCAGUUCUUUGUGUUGUAUGUCAAUGAUGGGUCAAAGUGAAUCAUCUUCCUCUGAUGUUGCAGCGGAUGCCAUUAAAUUUCAGAGCCUCUCUGUUGAAGGAGAUAAUCCAGCAAGUUCAACUGAGAUUACUAGCGAUGCUUCCAAGGAACAAGAUCGUGAUGGAAUAUUGGGUGUUGUUUGUAAUGAUGGCCAGGAUUGUGAUUCUUUACACGGCAGUGCUGUGGUCAAUGACACAAUGAAAAUUUCAGCGAGCACUACUGAUUUAAAUGAUGGAAUUUUCUCAGGAAGCUGCUCAACAGAUGCUGCUAUUAGCCAGGAACCAGGUGAAAGAUUAAUGGAGCAUGAUCACUUAGAGUGUUCAUUGAUGACUUUGCAUGAAGCAGAAGAUGCCAAGAUUUGCGAGGAUUAUGUCCCCGAGAAACCAUGUGUUUCUGAAUCAGUUUCAUAUUCCACAUGUUCAGAAGUGCUUGACCAUGAUGGAACUGACAGCCAGGACAACGGUGAUGUUGGAGACUGGAUGGUAUAUUGGGAUUCUUACUACAUGAGAAAUUACUUCUAUAAUAUCAGAACACGUACUUCGACAUGGCACCCACCCCAAGGCAUGGAACAUAUAUCAACUGUUGACACUACAUAUAAGUCAAAUGAAAUGACUGCUCAAGUAAUUGAUAUGAAUGUUACCACUGAUUUAGAGACAACAGAUUUAUGUGGUUUGAGUAAAACUGAAUCAUUUGAAGAAGCAAUCAGUGAUGAUGUUUCACAGGGUCAGCCAUAUUGUGAGCUCUCGGGGGGCCUUGAACUCACUGUUGACAAUUCUAUGUCCGAUACAACUUUGCCAACUGUCAGUCUAAGCAGAUGUCUGGAACAUUCAGUUGAACUUAAUGAAAGCAAUAACACCGGUAAUGAUGGAAACGCAUCAUACUUGUCAUCAAAUGUCCAGGACCUUGCUAGUUUCAGAAAUAAUACCAAGCAGUUGGUUGCCGAUGAGGUCUACAAAAAUGAUUUGGAACCAAUUCUUGCAGAAAAAACUGAUGAACCAAAUACUAUUGAUCUCUAUAAUGAACCUAGUAAAAUUAACUCUUGUGAGGAAACUCUUGAAGAUUUUGAAGGUGAUGACGCCUUUCAAAUAUUAGAUAUGAGCAGCUUGUCCAAUACAUACACUGAAGAAGUUUCUGAAGAUUUUAAUAUGCAUUCAGGAACUGGAGUUCCUGCAAUAAAUGAGAUGGAAAUGCAUCAUGACCUUUCUGUAGUAAAACGGAAAAAGAAAAUGAGAAGAAUGAAAAUUCAGAGGAAAUUAUCUAAUGAAGAACUUCUUUUUCAAGGGUUAUUCAAAGAGUUUUCAGCUGAUAUUGGCAAAUAUUGGUGUCAGAGAUACCUAUUAUUCUCCAGAUACGAUGAUGGUAUAAAAAUGGAUGAGGAAGGAUGGUUCUCUGUUACUCCAGAGCCUCUAGCUAGGCAUCAUGCAGAACGUUGUGGUAGUGGCAUCAUCAUUGACUGUUUUACUGGAGUUGGUGGGAAUUCCAUCCAAUUUGCACAUAUAAGCAAACAUGUGAUAGCAAUUGAUAUUGAUCCAAAGAAGAUUGAUUAUGCGCACCAUAAUGCUGCCAUCUAUGGGGUUGAUGACAGGAUUGAUUUCAUAAAGGGGGACUUUUUCGAAUUGGCACCAAAGCUGAAGGCAGACACAGUCUUUUUGUCACCUCCGUGGGGAGGACCUGAUUAUGCAAAAGUAAAGACAUAUGACCUUAGGAUGCUUAAGCCACAUGAUGGAUAUUUUCUCUUUAACACUGCAAAAGAAGUUGCUUCUAGGAUUGUCAUGUUUCUUCCGAGAAAUGUUGAUCUCAACCAAUUAGCAGAGUUGGCUUUAUCAGGGAGUCGACCAUGGUCAUUAGAGGUCGAGAAAAAUUUUUUGACUGGCAAGUUGAAGGGAAUAACUGCUUACUUCAGCGACAUGACUGGAAGACAAUGAUAGUUUUAGCUUUAUUCAUAAGAGAUGAAUAUUGAGCAGCUUUCAAGGGUGCACGUUAAUGCAAUUGCAGUUUUGAUUUUGAAUCGCAGAAACCAUUUGCCUUGUGUUGGCCGGAGCCGCAUGCAAUUGAACUUUUUUCACUCUAUAACUAUUAUUGGUGAGAUGAAAAGUUUCAGCUCUGUAUUAUUGUACAGUCAUCUAAACUAGUGUGAUGCAAUUCAAGUCAUGUUGUAAAAGUAACAGUCAUGUAUCAAUGAGCUGUGUUCUGAUUGAAAUACAUACAUAACUUUUACUGCAAGAAAACGUUAUUUUUA